AUGAGAGGUCCCAAAAUUUUACUUCUGCUCUAUGCUGACGAUAGCAUCAUGUUCCUCAAAAACUCGCUUCAGGAGGCACAAAAGAUUAAUAAGCUCCUUAAAAUUUAUGAGACAUCGGGCCAAAACAUAAACUACGAUAAGUCAAGCAUUUAUUUCAGCAAGAAUAUUCAUCCUUUGCACAGACAAGACAUAAAACAUGUUUUUGGAGAGGAGGAGAAACAAGAACCAGGAUCCUACUUAGGUUUGCCUCUUGUGGUGAGAAAAGGAAAGAUUCAAAAUUUCAAUUUCAUCAUAGAUAAAAGGUCAGAAAGAAUUCAAGGGUGGACCAAAAACCUCAUCUCCUUCGGGGGCGGAGAAACCUUCCUUAAAUUAGUUGCUCAAGCUCUGCCCACGUAUGUGAUGUCUUGUUACCUUCUCCUGGAAGGUAUCAUUGAUAAUAUUACAAGACAAAUUAGAAGCUUCUGGUGGUCCGGGAAACAAGAGAAAAGAGGAUGGGCAAUGGUAUCCUGGGAUAAAGUUUUCAAAUCAAAAUAUUUCUCAAAAUCUGAUUUCAUCAAUGCUAAAAUCGGAGACACUGCCUCUUACGCGUGGGCAAGUAUUUUUAAAGCAAAAAAGACGCUAAAAGAUGGUUUCUUCUGGAGAAUUAGUGCAGAUGGCAAAACGAGAAUGUUCAUUGACAAAGUGGAGGGACUCAUCGCCCAUUGA
Hibiscus syriacus is the source of this 705-nucleotide messenger RNA. RefSeq lists its product as uncharacterized. The transcript is spliced from 2 exons. The record is from RefSeq and is a predicted model, not a curated record. NCBI's taxonomy places the organism in Eukaryota, Viridiplantae, Streptophyta, Magnoliopsida, Malvales, Malvaceae. Bases 1 to 705 code for a protein of 234 amino acids.